Oreochromis aureus is the source of this 612-nucleotide messenger RNA. Its product is annotated as geminin-like. The record is from RefSeq and is a predicted model, not a curated record. Gene Ontology annotation, biological process: negative regulation of DNA replication; negative regulation of cell cycle. The transcript is spliced from 2 exons. Lineage: Eukaryota; Metazoa; Chordata; Actinopteri; Cichliformes; Cichlidae. Gene Ontology annotation, cellular component: nucleus. The coding region runs from base 1 to 612 and encodes 203 amino acids.
AUGUGUGAGUUUAAAGCAGUGGUUCCCAAAGUGGGGGGCGCGCCCCCUAGGAGGAGUGCAUGUAACUCAGACCUGGGGGGGGGGGGGGUUAACUCAGGCAGGAAUUGGACAGCUAAGCAAAUCAGAGGUUCAAAGAGAGUCAAGAUGGAAGUCAAAUCCACUCAAACAGAAGCAGCUGAUGGGUUAAUAGAUGGCAUGUCCAAAGAAGCAUAUGAGCUCAUGGUCAAAGAAACUCCAACUUCCACCUACUGGAAAGAGGUAGCAGAGGAGCAACAGAAAGCACUGUACAAUGUUCUACAGGAGAAUGAGAAGCUCCACAAAAGCAUAGACGACAGAGAUGAGCAGAUAACGAAGCUUCAGAGUGAAAAUGAAGAGCUGCAGGAGCUUGCUCAACAUGUCCAGUACAUGGCUGACAUGACUGAGAGACUGACUGGGAAAUCUCCUGACAAUCUGGAUGAGCUCAGAGGAAUUGCCCUUGAUGAAGAUGAGGCUGAACAUGAAGACUACGACGACUUGGCAGAUCAGAGUGAAAACGAUCCAGACUACAGUCACGGCUCUGCAGAAGAGCUAUCAGAUGAUGAAGAACCAGGACCCUCAGGACUCCAGAACUAA